Molecule: messenger RNA, 2967 nt
Organism: Medicago truncatula (barrel medic)
Lineage: Eukaryota; Viridiplantae; Streptophyta; Magnoliopsida; Fabales; Fabaceae
Product: B3 domain-containing transcription factor ABI3
Exons: 6
Coding region: 343-2661 (772 amino acids)
Molecular function (GO): DNA binding; DNA-binding transcription factor activity
Source: RefSeq, a predicted model, not a curated record
UAUAUUAUCCAAGUUGUUGAUAAUGAUAUCCUCUCUCUUGGUAAGUGUUUUUGUUGAGAAUCAGAUGUUUUCUGUUGCAUAAUCCAUUCAUAAGAUUUGAAAGAAUCUUAUCUUCUUUUGCUUCCUUAAACAGAUCUUUUCCUUUUGUACUUGACAAGUACAUAAACAAAAUUAUCCAUUUUUUUCUCUCUUUGUACUUUCUCUCUCCUCAAACAGUACCAUAUUUCUUGCACCAUAUCUGAAAAAAAUUACACCAGAAGAAUACUUGAACAAAAGGGUAAUCAAACUUCAAAGUUUUUCAAGUUUGAGAGAAGUUUUUUAAAGAUAAAGUUAGAUCUUGUUAUGGAGUGUGGUUUAGAUCUGCAUGCAAAGUUGGUGAAUGAAACAGAACAAGUUGGUUUUGGAAAUUUAGCAGAAGAAAAUUGGCUUAAUAAUACUACAAAUGAUCAAGAUGGUGAUCUUUUAGGUAUGAAUAUGAAUGAUGAUGCAUCUAUGUUCUAUGCUGAUUUUCCUCCUUUACCUGAUUUUCCAUGCAUGUCAUCAUCAUCCUCAUCUUCAUCAUCUUCAACACCAUUGAAAACCAUUGCAUGUACUUCAACUACAACAACUACUACCUCUUCUUCUUCCUCAGCUUCUUCUUCAUCUGCAGCUUCUUGGGCUGUUUUGAAAUCAGAUGUUGAAGUAGAUCAUCAAGGUUAUCAAAAACAUGGUCAUCCAUUAGAUUAUCAUCAUGGUCAUCCUCCAACAACUUUGUCAUCAACUGCUUCUAUGGAGAUUUCUCAACAACAGCAACAAGAUCUUGGUGUUUCUAACAAUGAUGUUGUUGUUGGUGGUGGUGAUUGCAUGGAUGAUGUUAACAUUAUGGAUACUUUUGGUUACAUGGAGCUUUUAGAAGCUAAUGAAUUUUUUGACCCUGCUUCGAUUUUUCAAAAUGAAGAUGAAAACCCUUUAGUGGAUUUCACUCAAGAGCAACAAGUUCAAGUGCAAGACGGAUAUCAACAACAUCAACAAGUUCCGAUGAUAGUGCAUGAUGAUCGGGAAAAUAAACCGCAACAAGUGAAUAUCGAGGAGAAUAACGACGAUGUUUUUGUGUGUGACGGUGUAAAUGGGGAAGAGAGUAUUCAAGGAGAUGAAUUAGGUGCAUGUGAUGGUGUAAGUGAUGAAAUGAGUAUGGUUUUCUUGGAGUGGCUUAAAUCGAACAAAGACAGUGUCUCCGCGAAUGAUUUGAGGAAUGUGAAGCUUAAGAAAUCAACGAUUGAAAGUGCUGCUAGGAGAUUAGGUGGUGGAAAAGAAGGGAUGAAACAAUUGUUGAAGCUCAUUCUUGAAUGGGUUCAAACUAGUCAUCUUCAUAACAAAAGACUCAAAGAAAACGCCAACACGAACACAAUAAUACCUUCAAAUAUUGUUCCUCAACAACAUCAUUUUCAAGAUCCGUGUCAGAACCAAAACACAGCAAACACAUUUGCACCUGAAUCGAACGCAUGUUUCAACCAAACAUCAUGGCUAGAUCAAACACCUCUCAUUGUACCUCCACAACAAUUUUCACAACCAAUGGUUGGAGUUGGAGUUGGAUUUGUUGCUGAUCCUUACACAAAUGGUUCUGUUUCAAAUAACAUUAACCCUUACCAACCUGCUGUUACUAAUGAAUAUCACAUGUUGGAAUCAAAUCAUUCAUGGGGUGCUUCUCAAUUCAAUGUUGCACCAAACUACAAUCAAUCAUUUGUGGAAAAUAACAACAAUGUGCUACAACCUCAUGGUAUGAAUUUUGGAGGUUAUGGAAAUCAAUAUAAUUCUUAUCAGUUGUUUCCUGGUCCUGGUGAUAGGUUGAUGAGGUUAGGUCCUUCUGCUACAAAAGAAGCUAGAAAGAAGAGGAUGGCUCGGCAACGGCGGUUUAUGUCUCAUCAUAGGCAUCAUAAUAUUAACCAUCAUCAGAAUAUUCAAGGUUCUGAUCCACUUGCGAGAUUAGGUAGUGGUGAUAGUUGCACCAAUGUUGCUGCUGGUGGUUCUCAUGCAAAUCCAGCGAACUGGAUGUAUUGGCAGACUAUGACCGGUGGGACAGCAGCCUCCUUGGCACCUGUUGUUCCGGCUGAGCCGACGCAGCCUCCAGUGGACCGUGACCGCCCCACCAUGCAGACACAGAGUUCUCACCAGGGUCGAAGUGCAUCCGAUAGGAGACAGGGUUGGAAGCCAGAAAAGAACUUGAGGUUCCUUCUACAAAAGGUUUUGAAGCAAAGUGAUGUCGGAAGUCUGGGGAGAAUUGUUUUGCCAAAAAAAGAGGCAGAAACACAUUUGCCAGAAUUGGAGGCAAGAGAUGGAAUUUCGAUUACAAUGGAAGACAUUGGAACUUCUCGAGUUUGGAAUAUGCGUUAUAGCAUCAGAUAUUGGCCUAACAACAAAAGCAGGAUGUAUUUGCUGGAGAACACCGGUGAUUUUGUGAAAGCUAAUGGACUCCAAGAAGGAGAUUUCAUAGUGAUAUAUUCUGAUGUGAAGUGUGGCAAAUUUAUGAUAAGGGGAGUUAAAGUGAGGCAACAAGGAACAAAACCAGAGGCAAAAAAAGCAGGAAAAUCACAGAAAAACCAGCAUGGGAAUAAUGCUGCAAAUUUAGCUGGAACUGCAGUGGAUAAUAAUGGCACGCCAUCUUCACCAAAGAGAAAAAAAUGAAAAAGAUAUCAAUUAAUUAAUAUAUAUGUAAGAUAUAGUAAGAUGCAUAAUAAUAUAUAUUUAAAUAUAGUAGAGUAGAGUCAAUAAAAGAGACUUUGAGCUGAACAUGCAAAGCUUAUAAGGAUCUGUAGUAUUAUUUGUUUGGAAUUCAUUUGCAAAUUGUUGUGUGAAAAUGAUGUAUGUGGAUAUGUGUAUUUAAACUUUGUAAGGGUUGUACUUGAGCUGUCUCCAUUUGUAACUUUGAUUUUGAAGUUCAUAGAAAAUCAUGGUGCAGAUGAAACAAUAAAGAAUAUUUUCGUGUAUUGA